Kwoniella shivajii is the source of this 855-nucleotide messenger RNA. RefSeq lists its product as uncharacterized. The record is from RefSeq and is a predicted model, not a curated record. Gene Ontology annotation, biological process: carbohydrate metabolic process. Gene Ontology annotation, molecular function: glucose-6-phosphate 1-epimerase activity; carbohydrate binding. The transcript is spliced from 8 exons. Gene Ontology annotation, cellular component: cytoplasm. Bases 1 to 855 code for a protein of 284 amino acids. NCBI's taxonomy places the organism in Eukaryota, Fungi, Basidiomycota, Tremellomycetes, Tremellales, Cryptococcaceae.
AUGGGUGUCACUGAAACUGCUAAAAGCGUCAUUAUCAAUACUGCGUCUGGAUCCAGUGCUGAAAUCUACCUUUUCGGAGCUACUGUCACAUCAUGGAAAGCAGGUGGUAAAGAACGAUUAUUCGUCAGUUCCAAAUCUGCUCUAGAUGGUAGUAAGCCUAUUCGAGGUGGUAUCCCCGUUUGCUUCCCAAUCUUUGGACCACCACCUUCAUCGCCAGCUGAAUAUGCAUCAUUAUCACAACAUGGAUUCGCUCGUAAUCAAACAUGGAAACUUGAUAAAAUAGUCAUGGACAGACCUGAAGGAGUUUCAAUUCGAUUUUUAGCUCCUUCACCUCCAUCAUCUUUCCAACACGCAUACAAACUAGCUUAUGUAGUCACAUUAACUGAACAUCAAUUAUCAACCGACGUUCAUAUCGUAAAUGAAAGUGAAGAACAAGAAUUCAAAUUUCAAGCUUUAUUACAUUCUUAUUUGGCUAUUCCAGAUUCAUCAAAGAUCAAGAUUACUGGAAUUGAUAAACAAACUAAUUACAAAGAUAAAAUCUUAGAUGGUCAAAUAUUACAAUCUGACGGUGGUGAAUUAGUGAUUGACAAACCCAUCGAUAGAGUAUACCAAAAAGUCCCAAGUCAAGAAAUCCACGUUGAUGAUGGCGCUGGAUCCGGGUUCAAAGUCAGAUUCAGAGGAUUUGAAGACUGCACAAUCUGGAACCCUACAGAAGAAGUCGGUAAGAACAUUGCCGAUAUGGAAGACAAGGGAUGGGAAAGAUACGUUUGCAUCGAACCUGGGUAUGUCAGAGAAUUCAAGACCCUUGCUCCCGGAGAAGAAUUCAUCGGUCAACAGAUCAUUACUGCUCUUUGA